GCGGCGGCGGCAGGAGCGGCGGCCGCAGCAGACAGCAGGCGGGCGCGCUCGGGCCGAGCCAUGCCGGCCGCGCGCGUGGAGUACGUCGCGCCCUGGUGGGUGGCGUGGCUGCACAGCGUCCCGCACCUGGGCUUGCGCCUGCAGCCGGUGGACAGCACAUUCAACCCCCGCGAUGAGAGUUACCGGGAGUCACUGCUGUUCCUGGGGCUGGUGGCCGCCAUCUGCCUGGGCCUGAACCUCGUUGUCCUCACGGCUUACAUGGUCUGCGUGUGCUGCUGCCGGCAGGGCGAGGCUGUGCAGACCAAGCAGCGCAACUCCUGCUGCGUCACCUGGACGGCGGUGGUGGCCGGGCUCGUCUGCUGUGCUGCAGUGGGCGUUGGUUUCUAUGGAAACAGUGAGACAAACGACGGGGUGUACCAGCUGAUCUACUCCUUGGACAACGCGAACCACACCUUCUCCGGGAUAGACGAACUGGUAUCUGGAACCACCCAGAAGAUGAAGGUGGACCUCGAGCAACACCUGGCCCGGCUCAGUGAGAUCUUUGCCGCCCGGGGUGAUUAUAUCCAGACGCUGAAGUUCGUGCAGCAGAUGGCAGGCAAUGUCAUUGUCCAGCUCUCAGGGCUGCCGGUGUGGAGGGAGGUCACCACAGAGCUGACCGAGCUGGCUGACCAGACUGGCUACGUGGAGUACUAUAGAUGGCUUUCCUACCUCCUGCUCUUCAUCCUGGACCUGGUCAUCUGCCUUGUCGCCUGCCUGGGACUGGCCAGGCGCUCCAGGUGUCUCUUGGUCUCGAUGCUGUGCUGUGGGGUGCUGGGCCUGUUCCUCAGCUGGACGUCUCUGGCUGCUGACAGCGCUGCAGCAGUGGGCACCAGUGACUUCUGCUCAGCUCCCGACACCUUCAUCCUGAACAUCACAGAGGGCCAGAUCCGCACAGAGGUGACCCGUUACUACCUAUACUGCAGUCAGAGCAGAAGCAGCCCCUUCCAGCAGGCACUGACCGUCUUCCAGCGCUCGCUCACCACCAUGCAGAUCCAGGUGGCCGGCCUGCUGCAGUUCGCCAUGCCCCUCUUCCCCACGGCCGAGAAGGACCUGCUCGGAAUCCAGCUCCUGCUGAACUCAUCAGAGUCCAGCCUCCACCAGCUGACGGCCAUGCUGGAUUGCCGAGGGCUGCAUAAGGACUACCUGGACGCCCUUGCUGGUAUCUGCUAUGAUGGCAUCGAGGGCUUGCUGUACCUCGGCCUCUUCUCCCUCCUGGCUGCCCUGGCCUUCUCCACCAUGAUCUGCGCUGGGCCAAGGGCCUGGAAGCACUUUACUACCAGGGACAGAGACUAUGAUGACAUCGACAGUGACGACCCUUUCAACCCCCAGGCCCGACGCAUCGCUGCCCACAACCCGCCCCGGGGGCAGCUCCGCAGCUUCUGCAGCUACAGCAGCGGCCUGGGCAGCCAAACCAGCCUGCAGCCCCCGGCUCAGACCAUCUCCAAUGCCCCGGUCUCGGAGUACAUGAACCAGGCCAUGCUCUUCGGCGGGAACCCACGCUACGAGAACGUGCCCCUCAUCGGAAGAGGCUCCCCUCCUCCCACGUAUUCUCCCAGCAUGAGGGCCACCUACCUGUCCGUGGCGGAUGAGCACCCGAGACACUACGGGAAUGAGUUUCCAGCCUAACACACUUUCUGCAGAGGUUCCUGCCUCCUUGAUCCGUUUUGGUUUUUAAUGAACACUGGCACAAGCUGUGUUUCUUUAAUAGAAACCAAAGGCGCCUGGAGGCUGGGUGCAGGGCUACGGGAUUGGCAGGCUGCUGUGUCUGCAGCGGAGCAUCCGCGAUUCAGGGAGAAUCCGCCAGAGCUCGGCUGAGAUUCCUGACCCAAGGCCCAGGCAGCCAAGACCCAUGACUCGGAACAGCCUCUCCCUCUUCUGCUCUCCUGUCCACACCGGCAGUGCCCCUGGGUGCUCGGCCAUGUUGAAGGUGUUGGAGAGCCGUGCAGGGGGUGGCCCCAGGGCUGGGGGGCAGGCCCCAGCUGCAUCCCCGGCAGGCUUUCCACAGGGAGACCCGGCGGAAAUGUGGGUGACAGCCACCAUGGUCCACCCGCCUUCUGCCACUCUCCACGGCCUCUCCUCCAUCCCAGAAUCGAUGCUGUGAGUUGGUUCACUACAGAUAGGGACAGUCUCAGGUAUUAAUAGACACUUUGAAAGCAACACUAACUCUUCCCCCCCCCCCCCCCGCCAAGUGUUUUAAAUAUUUUGAUUAUCCAAAGAAUUGAAACUCAGAGCACAUUCAGUUUUUACAAGAGAUUUGGGGCUCAUGCCUUCCCCCUGGGUUGUAUCCCAUUCUUCUGCAGAUUUUGCUGGCAUCAGCCAGUUCUUUGAGGAUCUGGAGGAAGAGAGGAUUUUUAAACAAAGAACCGGUCAGUGAGACCUGUGGUCCCGAGUUGCUGCUUGAUGGGGAUGUGGGUUCAUCCCAUUCAAGGAGGGAGGCCCUUUAAGACAGAAAAGAAGCUAAGAGGGACAACUGAACACACUCCCCUGGUCUGGGUACUGCCCAGGUGAACUGUCCCUCCCUUUUGUCUGCAAGCAAGUUUGUCUUAAAGGUUUUAGCAAAGGGGGGGGGUCAUGUCUUGACCUGAGAGAGGCCUCUUCCCUCAUCCCCCCAACCCUGUACCCGUCCCCUUGUCCUGGGCCCCUGAGCUGCACGUGCUCAGUGAGCAGGAGCUUGUUGGCCAGGAGGAAAUAGUGACCCACCAUCCUGCCUGCUGAGGAUCCAGGGUUCGGGUCUCUGGUGCUUCUUAUCUCCUGUCAACUCAGAAUGCACAACACUGAUGCCCCCCCGCAACCUUGCACACCCAAAGCCAGGGACACGGGGUGACCUGGCUGGGAACAAGGGCUCCAUUUCCGUUUUCGAAGAGCUCCUUUCCCAUCAGAACGCUGACAGCAGAGUGACUCUCGGCGCCCAGCCAAGCCUCUUUGACAGAACAGGGCCCCACGGCAGCCCGGACUCUUGCCCCACCUGCGUUAAUCUAGAAGUACCAUGUAUCCAUGUACCAUAAACGUGUGUGUAUGGCCACGUCGCAUGCAGAUAGGAACCCCGCGAUGCCAAGAUGUUGCUUCUUAACAUUUCAUUGUUGGCAACCCUAGAGUUGUUUUUAAUGCAUGUAAACUAAACUAGAAUCCUUUGGGUGGUCCCUGAAGGAGCCAGGUGGGCUCUGCUUGAUAUAUGUGCGCCCUUGCCUGGGGAGAAAUAAACCACUUGUACU
Zalophus californianus (California sea lion) is the source of this 3251-nucleotide messenger RNA. It is a transcript of the gene TTYH2, whose product is annotated as tweety family member 2. The coding region runs from base 61 to 1665 and encodes 534 amino acids. Gene Ontology annotation, molecular function: intracellularly calcium-gated chloride channel activity; volume-sensitive chloride channel activity. Gene Ontology annotation, cellular component: plasma membrane. The record is from RefSeq and is a predicted model, not a curated record. Lineage: Eukaryota; Metazoa; Chordata; Mammalia; Carnivora; Otariidae. The transcript is spliced from 14 exons.